AAGCAAUAAAAAUUGACGUUUAAAUAACGAUUUAUAAAUACUAUAUAUACUACCAUUAACUUGUAUAAAUGAGUUAUCAUCAAAUGUGCUAAUAAUUCAAUGCAUAUGUACAUUUCUGAUCAAUAAAUAUAGAACAGUUAAAAGUGAUUUGUAACGAUUUUUUAAUGAAGUGUAGAAUUGUAGCAUUGACAUGGAGUGUAACAGUGAGGUAGAAUCGUCUUUACAAACUGAUUCUAUUUUAAGUACUACAUCGAGUACAAGGUAUCGUGAAGAAACUAUUUCUAUAGAGGAACAAUCAUUAUUAAAUUUUUUGCAAAAAGGAAUAUUGGAAACAAAUGAAGAAAAUAUAGCUUUUGGAAAACAAAUAUUACCAUUAUUGAAUAAAUUAAAUUUGGAACCACAAUCUUUGCCUAAUGACAUCAAGGAAGGAUUGCAAAAAAUAGCUUUAAUAUUAAGAUGUGAAAAAUUGAGUGAUUUUAAUGAUGUUGCAUUGAAUAUAGUAAAUGAAAGAAAGAAAAUAGAAGAAAAGAAAAAACAGCAUGAGGAGAAACAGUUAGCAUUAUUAUAUGAUGAUCUUUUUAGAAAAUAUUCCAGUUUUUCAAAAAAACUCAAUUAUUUACAAGAAGCUGUAAGUUCUCUUGAAAGCUUUAUUGAGAAAUCUCAAAAAGAACAAGAAGAUAUUUAUUGUAAUCAUGCUUCAUUGUCUACAAAAUUAAAAGAAUAUCAGCAAACUGUGGAAAAGUUAGAAACUGACUUAAUAGAUAUGCAAGUUGAAGAUCUUUAUCCUACAAAAAUAUUAAGUAAAUAUCAUAGAUAUUUAGAAAUGUCUGGUGAAUUAGCGGAACUUAAUCAUUAUCUUAGUCAGUAUAAAGACUUGCCACCAAAUUUGCUACAAGCUAAAGCUUUAGUUGAUAUUAAACGAAAAGAAUAUGAAACUUUGAAGAAUGCAUUAUUAGACAAAACAAAUUAUUAUCUUGAAUGAUUAGAUAAUAAGUGAUACAAAAUUAUCAAUAUAUUAUUUUUUGUAAUUUUUUUCACUUUUGUAUAAUAAUAAACAAAAUAUAUGUAUAUUUUUCAUAAGUUUUUUUAAUUUAGUUUUUUAUCAAUUUAUUUUGUAUCUAUUGAUUCUUCAAUCUCAUUUUCAUUUAACUUGAUGUGCUAAACAUGUUAUUUAAUAUUCAUGGUUAUACUUUGUUUGUAACAGAGAAUAUAGAUCAGAUAUAACAGAACAAUAGAUUAAUUUUAUGAAUGAGAUUCAAACUUGAUUAUCAGAAAUACAAUCGAUUUUGAUAUUGAUUUCGUCCUCGAUAAAUAAUGCGAUAAAAUAAUAAUUAAUUAAUUAAAAUAUUAAUAAGAAUUAAACAAUACAUAGUUAUAUGCUAUUUGUCAAAUAGUUAUUAUUCGAUGCAGAAAAAUAAUUUUUUUUAUAAACAGUAUUGUCAAGCGAACAAAAAUUGUGAUGAUAUAUUAUAGAUUUGUAACAAUAAA
This is a messenger RNA of Apis laboriosa (Himalayan honeybee), 1488 nucleotides long. RefSeq lists its product as uncharacterized. Bases 191 to 982 code for a protein of 263 amino acids. The transcript has 3 exons. Lineage: Eukaryota; Metazoa; Arthropoda; Insecta; Hymenoptera; Apidae. The record is from RefSeq and is a predicted model, not a curated record.